AUGGUCUCAGACGAAUCGAACGAGUCAUACUUCACGGAUGAUGAAGCGACAAUGAAUAUGUCCUUCCAGACCGCGAUGAAAGAAGCUGACCGUGCUGAAGGGAUGACACCGUUUAAGGACAUACCCGAGCACCUUAUUGAAAGGACACAAACUGGAAAGGUCAUCAAUGUUAGACCGCCAUCACCGAACAGCCCCACGUCAACUCUCAAGAGACGCGUGAAGGAGUUGGAAGAAGAACUCGAAGCCAAGGAAGGCCUAGUGACGAAGAAGAAACAGGAAUAUCAAAAUCGGAUAGGAUCUCUGGAUGCUCGUAUUUAUGAGCUGGAACAACAACAGGUGGAUUUGGAAAGUGCAGCGGACGAAUGGAAGAUCAAAUACGAGCGUCAAAAAGAACUCGCUGAAGAGUACUUGAAAAUGGUGGAUGACAGAGAAAUGGAAGGUCAUCUUGCAGUCAGUGACCUCAACGAGAGCAUGUCAGAGGAAUCAGCCGAAAGGUCACGGCACUUAGCGGAAUUGAAGGACGAAUGUGACUCACUUAAACUUAAGGUCACCGAAGCGGAAGCCAAGCGAGACGAAUACGCGGCCAAACUCGUCGACGUGACCCAACGAUUGCUGACAAACACCAACGAAGUGUUUAAGUUGAGAAAUGAAUUGAAGUUACGGGACGAGAACAUUGGAACCCUUCAGAAAGAAUCACAAGAUCAUCAGAAGAGAGCCGAUGACGCUGUCAAAGUGGCUAAGGACCUGAGGGAGCUCACAGCCACUGAAGGUGUGAGGCUGAAGAAUGAAAUUAAGCAGGUGAUGGAAGAGAACAAGUCGUUGAAAGAAGAUGUUCGAAAGGUCACCGAAGAGAAUACCGAGUUGAAAAAGACUGCUAAGACAAUUGCCGAGCAAGGCAUGAAGUGGGAACAUGAGACACACCUUUUGGACGAAAAGGUCACAGUGCUCGAGUUUUGA
Paramacrobiotus metropolitanus is the source of this 957-nucleotide messenger RNA. RefSeq names its product filamin-A-interacting protein 1-like. The transcript has a single exon. The coding region runs from base 1 to 957 and encodes 318 amino acids. Lineage: Eukaryota; Metazoa; Tardigrada; Eutardigrada; Parachela; Macrobiotidae. The record is from RefSeq and is a predicted model, not a curated record.